AUGCUUUCGUCAAAAGCUCUGCUUUUACGACGCACGCGGGGCCUUGGUCUCGGUGCCAAGUUAGCCAAACAUGUGGGAUACAAGUCGACAUCGCCGUGGCAAUGUAUCUGGCAGCUGAAACAGAAACGGUUGCAUUCCGCUGCCUCCAUGGCGAGCUCAUCAGACUAUUUGGAUCACAUCUACACUGCAUGGCGCGAUGAUCCGGCUACCGUCCACACUUCGUGGCGAGAAUACUUCCAUGCUAUUGAAAAUGGCAUGUCGGUAGCAGAGCCUGUGUUUGAACCUUUUGGGGAUUUUAAUUCUGCAACUAAGACCACGUCUGCCAUACCACGGUUGGAUUCUCACGACCACCGUCUCAAAAUCGACCGCUUAGUCCGGGCUUAUCAGGAUUUUGGUCACAAAAAAGCGCAAACUAAUCCGCUGAAUCUCCCAGAAAAGAGAUUCUCAUAUCUAGAGGUGCUCAGUCCAGAGUCGCAUGGCUUGACCGAGGCUGAUAUGGACCAUGAAGUCGUUCUCGGGCCUGAUCUGCUACCACAUUUUGCAUCGGCUGGCUCUGAAAAAAUGACACUCCGAGAAAUCAUCAACGCUUGUGAAGCUGUUUAUUGUGGAACCAUUGGCGCUGAGUACAACCAUGUCGCUACUCGGGAAGAGCGUGAAUGGAUCCGGGGGCGACUCGAAACACCUCGGCCUUACCAGUUCUCAUCGGAAGAGAAGAAGCGCAUUCUCGAUCGUCUCGUGUGGACAGCAACCUUCGAAAAGUUCAUGUCAGCCAAGUUUCCCAAUGCGAAGCGAUUCAGUAUUGAAGGUGUUGAGAGCCAAGUGCCCGCUCUCAAAGCGGUCAUCGAUGCCAGCGCGGAAAAUGGCGUUGAGAACAUUAUCUUCCCGUGUUGUCACCGCGGUAAACUGAAUGUCCUCAGCAAUGUAGGAAGGAAGCCAAAUGAGUUAAUUUUCAGUGAAUUUUCUCCCGACUCAGAGUCUCGCCACGAUAUUUCUGGUGAUGUCAAAUACCACCUUGGUAUUAACUAUGACCGACAGACGCCCACGGGCAAAACUGUCAACUUAUCAAUUCUGCCAAAUCCCUCGCAUUUGGAGGCCCAGAAUACACUCGGUCAGGGUAUGGCUCGCGCUAUUCAGCAUCAAAAUAGUCGGAAUCGAUCGUCGACAAUGGUUUUGAAUAGUCACACAGAUGCAUCUUUCUCGGGCCAGGGCGUGAUUUAUGAGACUCUUGGUCUGUCUGGACUGAAACACUAUGAGACGGGGGGAACUGUCCAUUUGAUCAUCAACAAUCAAGUCGGAUUCACCACAAAUCCCGACUCUGCACGAACCUCGCCUUAUGCGUCGGAUAUUGCGAAGAGCAUUGAUGCCCCCAUCUUCCAUGUCAACGCCGACGACGUCGAAGCAGUGGUGUUUCUCUGCAAGCUAGCCGCGGAUUACCGGGCUAAUUUUGGGAAAGAUUGCUGGGUUGAUAUGAUCUGCUAUCGAAAGCACGGCCACAACGAAAUGGAUCAGCCGUUCUUCACACAGCCACAGAUGUAUAAACAAAUUGAGCAGAAAGUUCCUCAUCUUGAUUCUUACACAAAAAAGCUGGUUCAAGAGGGCGUCAUCUCGCUUGAGGAAGUCAAGAAGAUGGAGAUGCAUGUGUGGAGCCAGAUGAGCGAGAGCCUGGAAAAAAGCAAGAGCCCCGAGGCAGUCGAGGGUGAAUAUCUGACGGCCCCGUGGGUCGGUAUGAAAACUCCCGCUGAGGUCGCUCAGGAAGUCCUUCUCGCAAAGUCCACGGCGGUGUCCCGAGAUGUGGUCCACACUGUGGCCGGCAAACUAGGUAUUCCUGAAAAGCCAUUUGAAGUCCACAAGAGCCUGAGGCGGAUCCUUCAAAAGCGCCAACAGAGCCUGCUAGAUGGCCAGGACAUUGACUGGGCUACUGCUGAAGCGCUAGCGAUGGGAAGUCUCUGCCUUGAGGGCCAUCAUGUUCGUGUAUCCGGACAAGAUGUCGAGCGUGGCACUUUCUCGCAGCGCCACGCCGUUCUCCACGAUCAGAAAACCGGGGCAACAUACCUGCCACUGAACGACCUUGGUCCAGAGCAAGCAGAAUUCUCCAUUGGGAACUCUUCACUGAGUGAAUAUGGCGUCAUGGGAUUCGACUACGGAUAUUCUUGCAGUUAUCCCAACGCCUUGGUGAUGUGGGAGGCACAGUUUGGUGACUUUGCAAACAAUGCCCAAUGCAUAAUCGACCAAUUCAUCUCAUCGGCUGAGAACAAAUGGCUUUUGCGUUCGGGUCUUGUCCUGUCCUUGCCUCAUGGGUUCGAUGGACAAGGCCCAGAGCAUUCUUCGGCCCGGUUGGAGCGAUUUUUGCAGCUUUGCAGUGAAGAUAGUCGAUUUUUCCCAACAGAGCAACAGCUCCAGAGACAACAUCAGGAUGCCAAUAUGCAAGUGGUUCAAAUGACCACUCCAGCCAAUCUUUUCCAUGUGCUAAGACGGCAGUUGCAUCGGGAUUUCCGAAAGCGCGCGUUCCUCACCAUAGCUUUGAUUCUUUUCUUCUCCAAAUCUUUGCUUCGUCAUCCGUCUGUGAAAUCCAGGAUCGAUGAUUUCACAGGAGACUCCAAGUUUCAGCCUCUCAUCUCCGAUCCAGCGCACGGUUCCGUCAUCUCUGAACCAUGGGGUGUUAAAAGAGUCAUAUACUGUACCGGACAAGUGUAUUUCACCCUUGCUAAGUAUCGCGAGACGCACGGCAUCAGGGACACGGCUAUUACUCGCAUUGAACAACUCCACCCCUUUCCCUGGGAACAGACUCGAGAUAAUCUCGAACAGUACCCCAACGCAUCCGAUAUCGUCUGGUGCCAGGAGGAGUCUUUGAAUGACGGUCCUUGGGCAUUUGCCCGAACUCGCCUGGAAACGAUUUUCGAUACCACUAAUCGGCAUCAAGGUCGUCGCUUGCGCUUUGCAGGUCGCGAAGCGACUCCGAGCGUUGCGACGGGCUUUGGCAAGGUGCACCGGGCGCAGGAAGCUGCCUUGCUCAAAGAGGCGUUUCAAAUUUCUAAUGGGUCAACCUAG
Messenger RNA from Penicillium argentinense, 3048 nucleotides. RefSeq names its product 2-oxoglutarate dehydrogenase family protein. Gene Ontology annotation, cellular component: mitochondrion; oxoglutarate dehydrogenase complex. Gene Ontology annotation, biological process: tricarboxylic acid cycle. NCBI's taxonomy places the organism in Eukaryota, Fungi, Ascomycota, Eurotiomycetes, Eurotiales, Aspergillaceae. Bases 1 to 3048 code for a protein of 1015 amino acids. Gene Ontology annotation, molecular function: thiamine pyrophosphate binding; oxoglutarate dehydrogenase (succinyl-transferring) activity. The record is from RefSeq and is a predicted model, not a curated record. The transcript has 3 exons.